This is a messenger RNA of Mesorhabditis spiculigera, 4914 nucleotides long. The record is from the annotation of a GenBank genome assembly. Lineage: Eukaryota; Metazoa; Nematoda; Chromadorea; Rhabditida; Rhabditidae.
AUGCACGACGAAGGCGGCGAAGCCGGCGGCUCCUGCGGCCAGCAACCGCUGGACCCCUCUGAAGCCGGCCAGCUGGAAAACAACCACCACUCCGGCCACGUUUGCGGUGGCGCGCACAAGGAGUCGUCGGCGCCUUACGCCCAUUUCCGGUUCGACCGUCGCAUGCCUCCCUGCGGUCAUACGCUGCGGAGUCGUAGGAAUCGACGUCCCAACGGAAUAUCGGUGGCCUGCCAAACCGACACGACCGAGGAAUACCCCCGGGAAGCGAGUUUAUUGACGCCGAAAGUCGACACGUCGACGCAAGCGGAAGCCUCGUCAUCCUCGGAGGGUGUUUUGCGAUUGAUGAUCCAAAACUUUCCGAAUAUGAACGACACGGUGCGGGGACCGAGUAAAAACAUCAACGGGGUGCAAUGGCGCAUCAUGGUGAUGCCACGGCAGCACGUUGUCCAAAAGAAGGGGACGCAAAAAUGCUUGGGCUUUUUUCUGCAAUGCUGUCCGGAUGCUUAUUCGGACACAUGGCAAUGUCAAGCGGCGGCGGAACUGCGGCUUAUAUCGCAGAAGCCCGGCGUGGCACAUUUCCAUCGAAAAACAAAUCACACCUACACAGCCAAGGAGAACGAUUGGGGAUACUCGUGCUUCAUGACUUGGGCGGACAUCCUGGACGAAAGCCAGGGCUACAUCAAAGAUGAUCGGGUGGUAUUGGAAGUCUCGGUGAAGGCGGACGCACCGAAGAACAUUCUGACAAAAGAGGAAUUCCAAAAGCAGAUCCACAGCUGGUACGAACUGGCGGUUCUACAGCACCAGCGUGGCUGCAUCGACUUGGCGCUUGAGGCGAACGCGCAGGCGCUCAAGUUCUGCAAGGAUCGGGACGCGGCGAUCAAGGACAAGCUGGAGACGCAGAAGAAAUUUUUGGUCGACCAGAAGGUCGUCGAGAGCAUCCAGCGGAUAGAGAAGAAAGAUCAACGCGGCGGCUCCGAAGAUGACAACAACCCGACAGCCGUCCGGUUGGCCAUCACACAAUCAUCAGCGCCAAAAGUCCCGGCUGCCAAGGGCAAAAAUGGCAAGAAGGGCGCCGGCGGCGUCACGGCCAAGAAGAAGAACACCCGCGCGUCCACCCCUCCCGGUUCACCACCAUCCGAGGAGAAGAAGGAGGCCAACGGCCAUCAAAACGGACUGGACGGCCGUUUCUCCAAGCAGCUCUACCACCGCGGCGGCAUGAAGGAGGACAGCCUGAUACACCUGGCGAAACAGAUCUACGAGCUGCCGGUGGACGCGAUCCCGCUGGACGAGGAGAACACCAAGGAGCACCUGCACAUGAUGAUCGACCAGUUCCUGCGCUCGUCAAAGACCAACACUGGCCCGCUGGACAUGGAGCUGCAGCGGCAGCACAUUAUUCGCAAAGCAAUCUCGUUUGUUGAGGAGUACGAGGAGAAGGUAGCGGAAGGAAAGGAUUUGGUCUCAACCGACCUCGAUUCCACCCUUCCACAGUACGAGCUUGACAUCGCCGAACUGUGGAAGCCGACGUUUGAUGCUCGCGUUGAGGAGCGCUUGCAGGUGAUCGAGGAUAACAUGAUGUGGCUCGACGCGAAGGUCCGCCUGUUCUGGGUGAGUGUCAAGCGUUUGAUGGAGAUGGACGAAGACGAUAGCUACACGGACGGCUCGUGCUCAUCGGAUACGGAUUCCGGAAGUGUCCCAAAGAAAUGCGACUCUGAGUGCCAAACGGAGCCCGACUGCGAGAUGGUCGUCCUGCACCAACUGGAGCAGGACAAGAAGAAUUCGACCGGCGAGACGGUGCCCGUGCCCACAGUGCGAGUUCCGGCCCCGCCAAGGACGCAGCGCCCCAUGAAGACCGUGGCCAAGAAGAGCACCGCCGUCAGCGGCAAGGCGGCCGCCAAUGCGCAGGUCAUCAACCAACAACUCCAGCAAAUGCAGCAACAGCAGAUGAACCAGGCUCCCCUGGUGCCACAGACGCAGUCCGUGCAGCAGACGAUGCAGCCGAUGGUGAACGACCUCGUCGACCCGAACCAUCUGAUCCAGGGCCUGGUGGGUUACAUCGAUGGCAUGACGGCGGCCCAGAUGGUGCUCAAUGGCUCGCCCUCGUGCAAGCUAAAUGUUCCCCUGCUCCAGGUGCCCGCUUCUUACGCCACUGCUAUCCAUGCGCCGCCGCCAAUGGAAUUUGCCAUGCGACUGCACCAAGAACCACUCGAUCAAUUCCAGAGCGCCAUGCCGCAGCUCCAACCGCAGACCUACCUCAACGAGCAGACCAUGGCCCACCAGCAGCAGCAACAUCAGCAGGCCCAGCAACCCGGUCAUCCGAUGGCGAUGGGACAGUACAUGCAGCCGCCGCCCGGCUUCGACCAGGAACGCUAUCACCAGGACGUCGCUGCAGGAUUCUGGCCGCCGUCGCCGUUCCUACACUACACUGCGCGCCAAAAGCCGAGGAGGCCUCAACAGUCUGCGACGGCCGAGCUGACCCCCGAAGAGCUCAACCCGGCCACACAGGACUACAUCACGCACGCCUUUGCGCGGAUCUGGAGCACGAUGGCAGGACGGGGAGAUGAUGUCGCGGUCGCCCAGCAGUUCACCCAAAUCGACCCGAACGCCCCGAUGCUGCCCUACGAACAAUAUGUUGGCGGCUAUCAAAAUGGAAUGUACCCGAACGCCGCGGCCCAGCAACAGCACCAAAUCCAUCUGGCCCUCUCCGUGAUGGCCAUGUGCUGUGUGAACGCGAAGAAGGCCGAGGAGAAGCUCAGCGCCAUCACCCAGCAUAUUGAUCAAAAUGUUCGCAACCCGGACGUUCAAAAUGCGCUCCGGUCGCUGUGCAAGCUCGGCGAUAUGGUUGUCGUUGAAGAGGAGGAAGAGAUCGAGACCCCGAUUCACGACGAAAAGGAUUCCGGUGAAGACUACUUGCUCAACCGUCACGUCGCGCGCCUCGAAAAUCUCCAGCAAAAGGCCGAGAAAUACUCCUACUACAUCCACAGCAAGGACCGCGAAAAGUUGUCGCAAGCCGUGUCGGCUGUCGAGGCCAAAUUCGAGAAGCUCGACAAGGAGAAGGCUCGCCUUCAGAAGCUCAGCGACGAGUCCAAGCGCGAGGCCGACAAGUCGGAGAAGAACCUGACAAAGACGCUCGGCGAGCUCAGGUCCGAGAAGGAGAUCAAGGACAAGUUGAACAACCAGCUGAAAGAGAAGAACAAGGAGAUCAAGAAGCUGGAGAAGCGCGUCAAGGAGCUGACGGCUCAGGCCGAGGAGAAGGACGAGCUUCGCGAGCAAAAGGAUGCGCUUUACAAAGAGCUUCAGGCUGAGAAAAAGAAGUACCAAGAGGCUGAAAAUCGGGUGAAGCGGGAGACCGCCGCCAAGGAGGAGCUGAAACGCCACCUCGCCGAUGAGACUCGCUCAAAGGAGUCCGAGAACUCGAGGUUGAGCCAGGCCAACGAGGAUCUCAAGUCGCAGCUCAAGAAGGCCGAGCAAACGGCUGCUUCUGAGAAGCAGAAGGCUGCCGCUGCCCACAACCAAGCCCUCGAGCGCGCGAAGAAGGUCGAAAUCCAGUUUGUGGAGCUUGUCUACGAGGUCGGCACCAAGAAGCUGGAGCAGGCCAAGGAGGAGGCGUCGAAGAACAUGCGCGAGAUGGAGGACGCGGCGGCGAAUCGCGCACGCAACGCGCAAGAGCAACAACUGUACGCCGCGUCGAAGGACGAGUGGAAGGCCAAGGUUGACGAUAUUCAGAAGUUACUGAAUCAGGCCAAGACCGAGUUCAACGCGCAGCACGAGGCGCUGAAGAAGGGAAGGCCUCUCUCCGAGCUGCCGAAGUUCCACGUGCCCGCACCACCACCACCGUGCAAGGUCGUCCAGAUUCAACCGCUUGUCCCGGCAUCGGUUGUGCUUCCACCGGAGAACAGGGCUGGCGUCAUCGGACAUCGUACCGGCGCCUCGCAACUCCCAACCCCAAUCGGCACCAGCAUCUCGCCGCAGAACAAAGCCCCCGGAUCGCCCGUUCAGAAGCCGGUGGCCACCGUCGCCUCGCAACCACAGACAUCAAGCCCGAGCCGUCACGAUUUUGCAGGAACGCCCAUCUCGACCUGCCGAAUUGCCAAUGGCGGAGAAGCGUCCGGCGUGGGCCCUGCCACCAACUGCACGAAUGCCCCGGGAACCGGCGCUCUGCCCACGUGGAGCCACUGGAACGAUUUCAACUUGACCGACAGUCUCUUCCCGACCGGCAACCGCACUUUCGGCUCGCUCACCAGCGACUUUGCAUCUACGCCAGCCUCCUCCAACUCGUCGUCCGGCCAGAAUCACACCACCACCAACGGAUGGCCCGAUGAGAGCGGCUGGGGUGCGAACAAGCCGGCGGCUGCGGCACCCGCGCCCGGCGCCCACAACACCUACAUGCGCGGCGUGAGCCCGAGCUUCGCCGGCGGCAACGUCUGGGACAGCUCGCGCGCCGCGCCGCCCACCAGCGCCCCGAACCCGACGCCGCCCGCGCACAACACCGCCCAGGGCCCCAACGCUCAAGUUAGGUACCAAACAAUCAUCGCGCGGCUCGUGGAAUUCUUCAACGGAUUCGAACAGGCUAAGCUCGUCGACCUGGCCAACCAGUACUGCAUCGAGAACAAGACGAACCUGCAGAACGAGAGCCUCGAGGGAGCUGUGGCGAUUCUGAAGGAUUUCAUCCUGAAGAAGGUGCGCGCAAAUGGGAUGCAACCCACGAGCCAGAUGCAAAUGCCGCCGAAUCGCCGUAUCCAGCCUCCACCAGGCGUCUCCAACGCCGCCUACAUGGGAAUGGCCGGCGGAAUGCCCCAGCUUGACAUCGGCGCCCGCCCCAACCCGCUCGGCUACCCGCCCCUCAUCGAGCCGCCGCACCUCCUCAACGGCGACGCCUCGCGCAACAUCCUCCAGAAUGAGAAAUGGAACAUUUCC